This is a messenger RNA of Stegostoma tigrinum, 2741 nucleotides long. RefSeq names its product myelin basic protein. The transcript has 9 exons. Gene Ontology annotation, molecular function: structural constituent of myelin sheath. The coding region runs from base 203 to 1114 and encodes 303 amino acids. The record is from RefSeq and is a predicted model, not a curated record. Gene Ontology annotation, cellular component: cell periphery; compact myelin; internode region of axon. Gene Ontology annotation, biological process: myelination. NCBI's taxonomy places the organism in Eukaryota, Metazoa, Chordata, Chondrichthyes, Orectolobiformes, Stegostomatidae.
GAGAGAGAAAAAAACAGGAAGUGUCCAGCAUUAUAUUCACACAACCCAAAUGAAACUACCCUGACUGACUACAUUUCUGAGAGGCUGAACGUUGCGAUUCGAACUGUAUCCUGAGGAAAAUUACUACUGAAAACGACAAGACUGUUCCGGGUUGUUUAAUGCAUCGUUUCAGAGUCGGAGAGCUCGGCUCCACAGAGUCAGAAUGGGCAACUUAGCUGGUAAACACAACAGUCAUCAUAGUCCUACAGACCAGCCUCCUAAAGCAGUGUGUGAAACUGAGACGCGAAGCCUAACCAUGGACCCACAAGAGGACAAUGAAGUCUUUGCAGAGGCAGAUGUUAAUCAGAACAAUGGAUCCUCCUCAAAGCAGAAGAAGAUGGUAGCGCCAGGCUCCAAGAGUGUAGAGGACCCAAAGAAUGCUUGGAAGUCGCCCAGCACAGCUGAGCCAGCUGGACGCCCACACUUGGUCCGCCUCUUUUCUCGUGACGCGCCAGGACGUGAGGACAACACCUUCAAAGACCGCCCAUCUGAAUCCGAAGACCUUCAAGCCAUCCAAGAGGAUAGCUCAGUUCCUGUGACGAGCUCAGAUUUGAUGGAAGUGCAGAAACUGUCCUCACAAUCAUCAGCUAAGAAGGGACAAGUAGCAAAACAAAUGGCAUCCGCAAGUGCCUCAGACCAUGCUAAGCAAGCUGGAGGAGCCCACUCAAGGCAAAGAGACUCGGGUAUACUCGACCAGCUGGGAAAGUUUUUUGGGCAAGAAGGUUCCAGGAAAGUACCUGAGAAGGGCAAGGAACCAGCAACCAGGAGUGUGCUAACAGCACCAACCACACACAAGGCCCAUCCAGGGAGACAAACUGAUGAUAGUGCUGUUGUCCACUUCUUUAAGAAUAUGAUGUCACCAAAGAAAGCCCCAGUACAACAAAAGGGAAGGUCCGGAGCAAGUAGAGCUAUCACUAAAUUUAUUUGGGGUACUGAUGGACAAAGGCCACAUUAUGGGGCAGCUGGUUCUUCCAAGUCAAAGGAAGCCUAUAGAGGACGGAAAGAUGGUUCAGGCACCCUCUCAUCUUUUUUCAAAAUGGGGAAAAAGGGUGAAGGUUCACCUGCUAGACGUUAAAUCCACAUCAAUGAGUGCAGCAGAAAGGAAUGCUUCAAAAGUGGAAAAAGAAUUCUUGCUCGAUGUCGUGUAUUAACAGUCUUACCACUUCAUGUAUUAACUGGCAUUCACUCCACCCUCAAAAAAUGACUGGCAUACAAAUAUGAUUGAUCCAUUACUGAUCAGGUUUAUAGCAAGGUUGUUUAAUUCAAAUUAUCUGUUAACUUAAUUAUUUUAAAGCAAGAAAACACCUUUUAUUUAAAUUUCUUUAAUUUGAACCACUGGAUAAUAUAAAUAAGUAAUUUUAACAGGAGUAGACUGUAUAAGUUGCACCGUAAAUGGAAUAUCUUAUUACUUAUAUUCACUCCAUGGUUAUUAUAAUGGCCUUAAAGAUGUCAAGAUUCUUUAAAAAUCACUAUUUUCAACAGCCUUUUCUACAAACACAGAAAUAAGGAACUUAAUGUUUUUCAAGAAAGUUUACUGCAUCUUGACAUAGGUUUGCCUUUUGUCCAAAACCAUCUGUUGGCAGAGUUUGCUACAAAAGGAUAUUAUUAACAAGGCAAUUGUUAAUGUUUUACUAAAUAUUUUAGCACUGUAUAAAAAUAAAACAAAACUCAUCUGUCCGUUGGUAUGAAGAUCAAUAAACUCCAAUACAUGCCAUUAGUGACUUGGGCCUGAGGAAGCAGUUCAAUAACACUGUUAAAGCUGCUGAAUAAUUCUGCACUUGCACCAUGUAAACUUUAGUGUGCUGUUAUGAACAAAAGCAGCAGUACCAGUUGUAAAGCUGUGAAACACCAAGAGUAUUAUAGUAACCUGAAACUAAUGGUAACUCUUAGCACCGAGAAGGUUUGUUCGAUUAACUAAAUUCCAUACGAAUGGCCCGCUGCCUGCCCAUUCCUAUGUGAGUGCUCUUUUGAAUUGCACUGUUCUUGUACCAAGUAAUAUUUUAUCUUUAUACAUACAUAUUUGUACCCUCAAUUUGUUUUCUUUAUGGCUUGUAAAACUAAUCGUCCUUUAAACAGCAACCUUAUGCUCAGUAAAACCUCAAGGUGACAAGUGGUCAACUUUCUCACAGCUAUCAUGUGAUAACUGGCAUUCACAUUAAAUGUCACAAAGACAAAUGUCUCCGCACUUGUAAAUAAUGCAAACAUGCACUAAACACUACCCACCCAAAUACUUAAAUUGAAAGUGUCGUACACCUUCCCAGAUCUCAAAUGUUAGUAUACUUCAUAUGGUGCCAGACAUUUUCUACUGGAGAUGCAGAACAAAUGCAAACCAGCCGCAUCUUUCCUCAGUACUGAAUCCUGCUGCUACUGCUGCUCUUCAAUAAGAAAUGUUUCUUCUGUCAUGUGUGAUUUAAAAUUCAAUGGAUGACAUGAAAUGCUCUCCAGCCAUCACCUGCUUUUUUUUUGCAUUCUCCAAUUGAUAAUGCCAAAAAUAAAUGGGCAGGUGGCUGUGGAGAGUUAUUAACGUUGGUUUUCCAAUAUAUUGCCAGUUUAUGUAUAGUAACAUGCUUCUAGAGAAUACAUACUAGGAAAAGCUGAGUGAUUGCAUGUGAACAAUUUUUUUCAGAAUGUAUAUGUAAAAUAAAAUAAUGCACCUAAACACUGUUUGUCCAUGUUAAAAUAAAGUUAAAAUUAUAAUUCAA